Molecule: messenger RNA, 1016 nt
Organism: Adelges cooleyi (spruce gall adelgid)
Lineage: Eukaryota; Metazoa; Arthropoda; Insecta; Hemiptera; Adelgidae
Gene: mRpL15
Product: 39S ribosomal protein L15, mitochondrial
Exons: 5
Coding region: 113-994 (293 amino acids)
Biological process (GO): translation
Cellular component (GO): mitochondrial large ribosomal subunit
Molecular function (GO): structural constituent of ribosome
Source: RefSeq, a predicted model, not a curated record
GUAAAAUAAAUAAUAAUAACUAAUAGGUGAUAUGAAAACAUAUUUGAGUUAGACUUAAGUUUCGUAUUAUUAUUUAUUAAAUAGAAGAGAAAUUCAUCUAAUUCAAAUUAGAAUGACGUCAUUUACUAACAAAUCUGUCUUAAAUUUACUUAGAAAUUUACCUAGAAUAUCGAUUUCCAAUCUAAAAAAUAAUGAUGGUGCUGUAAAAAAGAACAAACGCGGACGAGCACAACACGGUGGUGAUAAACAUGGUGCCGGUAAUAAAGGUUCAAAAGCUAGGCAAAAUUUCAUGAGACCUGGUUAUGAAACCGGAAACAACCCGUUUUAUAUGAAAUUUCCUCGAGAACAAUAUUAUAGAGAUCAUCAAGUCAGAAGACAAUAUCCACCAUUAUCACUGUACAGUUUACAAAAAAUGAUUGACUUGAAUCGCAUAGAUGUUUCUAAACCUAUCGAUUUAUCUACUUUAUGUAACAGUGGUUUGUAUAAUAUUAAGCCAGAAGACAAACAUUUCGGAGUAAAUUUAACCGAUGAAGGCGCCGAUGUAUUUAAGGCGAAAAUUAACAUUGAAGUUCAGUGGGCUAGUGAACCAACCAUAGCAGCCAUAGAAAGAAAUGGGGGAGUCAUUACAACCUCAUUUUUCGAUGUUAAUAGUCUGUUCAUUUUGAUAAAUCCAUUAAAAUUUUUCCAAAGAGGUGAAGCAAUUCCGAGACGUAUGAUUCCGCCCGAGGAUGUAAUAUUGUAUUAUACAAGUGCCGCAAACCGCGGAUACUUGGCAGAUCCUGAAAAAGUAUCUUGGGAACGAUUUGUUUUAGCUCAAAAGUAUGGCUAUGAACUUCCGAAAAUUGAAGAAGAUCCUGACUAUGAAAUGCUCAUUGCCAGAAAAGAUCAGAGACAAAUUUUUCAUGGUCUUGAACCUGGAUGGGUUGUUAAUCUAAAAGACAAAACUAUACUUAAGCCAACCGAUCCUGAACUUCAAGAAUUUUACAGAAGUUAAAAUGGCAAUCUACAAUUAAUAA